AUGGCAACAACUCCAAGAAAAAAGAGGUUUUCUUUAUUCGGAACUCAACAAAAUAAUUCCAUAAAUACUGGAUCAUCACUUCUCACAAAUUAUUUUCCUAAUACCACUUCUAUCCGAGACGAUAAAUUUUUAACAUCAGAUGAUAUUAAAAAAUCCAUAGAAAUUUUCGAAAGAAUAGUUUUAUCAGCAAAUGAUUAUUGCGAUUCCAUCGAUAAAUUAGGUAAAACUUCAAAGACAUUUAGUAAAGCGCUUAAAGAAUAUGGAAAUAUUAAAGGAAUGGAUACAUCACACGUAACAUCGUUCCAAGCGACAUCCCAAUUUUUUGAAAUUUAUGCUGAAAUACAAUCAAAAUUAAAAGAAGAAAGAGCGCAUAAUGAUUAUAUUUCUGAUUUGGAUAGACAAUUAAACAAGGUCACAUUGGAAUACGAAAAGAAAACGAAAAAAAAUAUCCCCGAUUCAUAUGAUAAAUAUAUAAAUUCCGUGACAUUAGUCAAUUCUGACACUGCGCGAGCGCGUGCAGAAUACGUGACACAAAUUUCGAAAAGAGAGAGAAACACGCAUGACAUCAUUGCACAAAUUAUUUGUCGAAUUAUAGAGAAUCAAAAUAAUUCAUUUAAUGAUUCUAAUAAAAGAUGUGGACCAAGUGUAACAAAAAUAAAUGAAACUUUACCUUUAGUAGGA
This is a messenger RNA of Dentiscutata erythropus, 681 nucleotides long. Lineage: Eukaryota; Fungi; Glomeromycota; Glomeromycetes; Diversisporales; Gigasporaceae. The record is from the annotation of a GenBank genome assembly.